Erythranthe guttata (spotted monkey flower) is the source of this 1407-nucleotide messenger RNA. The record is from RefSeq and is a predicted model, not a curated record. NCBI's taxonomy places the organism in Eukaryota, Viridiplantae, Streptophyta, Magnoliopsida, Lamiales, Phrymaceae.
AUGAAUCACAAAGCAGGACCAUCUCACUAUAUUUCAAGCCAAUCAUCUUCAUCAUCUUCAUCUACCAAUGAAUCUGAUCCUGAAGAUUCUUCAAACGAGUUUGAUAUUCAAACUCGAAACACAAAUUAUAUAUGGAAUUAUACCAUUCAACAACAACAAAUGAUGCAACAAUAUUAUUUAUCGCAAUCUCAGGAUCAUGUUACCUGGGGUGGGGCUAUUGAUGGCCAUGCAUAUACGGAUCGUGGAAGGGAAGCUGGCGCAGUUCUAUUAAAAAAUGACUACUUUGGUGAAAAUCCCACAUACGACACACAAUUCCGCAGGCGAUUCCGGAUGAUUCGUGAUUUAUUUCAACGAAUUAGGAGGGCUUUAAAAGAACACUCAACUUCAUGGAAGAAAUCGUACGACAGUACAGGACGACAAAGUUUUACGUCUUAUCAAAAAAUGUGUGCAUCUAUCCAAUUUCUUGGUUACGGUACUUCUGCUGAUUCAUUUGAUCAAUAUUUUCGGAUUGCUCAGUCAACUCUAAUCAGAUUUGUUAAAAAAAUUUGCCGUCAUAUCGUCAAGGUAUUUGGUGAAAUUUAUCUGAGAAAUCCAAAUUCGGAACACAUUGAAAAAUUGUUACAAGUUGCAGAAUCUCGUGGUUUUCCUGGGAUGUUGGGGAGCCUAGAUUGCAUGCACUGGGAGUGGAAAAAUUGCCCAACAGCUCAUGCAGGGGCAUACCGUGGACGCAACAAAAAAUGCACUAUCAUACUUGAAGCAGUAGCAUCGCAUGAUACUUGGAUAUGGCAUGCAUUCUUCGGCCUCCCAGGUACAAAUAACGAUGUUAAUGUCCUACAAAAAUCAACUCUAUUUCAAGCAUUAACCAAUGGUACAUCUAUACCAGUUAAUUAUUCGAUCAAAGGUAGGAAUUAUGAUGUCGGUUAUUAUCUAGCUGACGGUAUUUAUCCUAAAUGGUCAACUUUAGUACAAUCCAUUCGUGUACCCAAAUGUGCCAAAGAAACUUAUUUCGUACAGAAACAUGAAUCAUAUCGCAAAGAUGUAGAACGAGCAUUUGGAGUUCUUCAAGCUCGAUUUGCAAUUAUUAGAGGAGCGGCUCGAUUCUGGAAUAAAAAAGACUUACAUGAUGUCAUGUUUGCAUGCAUUAUUAUGCACAAUAUGAUAGUUGAGGAGGAACGUAGUGGAUAUCUAAAUGUCAUUCUUGACUAUGAAAGUUCACCCACUGUCCCUCUAGCUGAACUUUCAAGAGAUAUCAAUAAUACGAAAUAUGUUAGUUUUCUUGGUCGACAUCGGAAUUUGAUAAAUCAAGGAGAACAUAAUGAACUAAGAAGAAGGCUGGUAGCACAUUUGUGGGAUAAACGUGACCAACUAGAUGGUGUUGAAGAUGAUGACGACAAUAAUGGUGAAUGA